Messenger RNA from Saccostrea cuccullata (small rock oyster), 1239 nucleotides. RefSeq names its product prostaglandin E2 receptor EP4 subtype-like. The transcript has 2 exons. Gene Ontology annotation, cellular component: plasma membrane. Gene Ontology annotation, molecular function: G protein-coupled receptor activity. Gene Ontology annotation, biological process: positive regulation of cytosolic calcium ion concentration; adenylate cyclase-activating G protein-coupled receptor signaling pathway; inflammatory response. The record is from RefSeq and is a predicted model, not a curated record. Lineage: Eukaryota; Metazoa; Mollusca; Bivalvia; Ostreida; Ostreidae. The coding region runs from base 1 to 1146 and encodes 381 amino acids.
AUGAAUAUGAAAGUGUCGAAUUCAAGUAACUCCUCUACGGAUAUUUGGGAAUCUGCUGUCCCACCUGCUCUACAGUUUGCUUUUGGCGUCAUCGGAAAUGUUAUAGCACUUGUUGUGCUGAUUUACUCUUCCAAAAACCAUCAAUGGCGACCAUUUUACAGACUUGUUUUUGGAUUGGCCAUAACUGAUGGUGGUGGAAUUCUUCUGGUUUAUCCUACAGUAAUGAUUCGUUACGCUUCAAACUUUACAUUCCAGUUUCCCACAGAGCUUUGUGAUUACAGUUCCUUUAUAUACACAUUUACGUUGAUAUCAUCUGCAAUGAUCAUAUGUGCAAUGUCCUUUGACCGAUUUUUUGCUAUGGUUUAUCCCUUUCUGUACAACUCCGGGAACAAAGGUCGUCGAACAAACUGUUUUCUUCUUUCCAUUUGGUUAACUGGACUUCUAUUGUCUACCCUCCACCUAAUGGGUUUAGGGUCCAGCUAUAAUUACUAUCCUUAUUCCUGGUGCUUUCUCAACUUCGUGGGAGGGACCACCGAAGAUCGUAUAAAUUCUUAUAUAUAUUCCAUCUUUGGAUUCCUUAUCUUGAUCUGUACCCUUUUCCUAAAUAUAUCUGUGAUCUUUAAUGUGUGUAGAAAAAUGAGACGGGGCCAUAAGACAUCAAGAGGACGAAGCGUGAAGAAUGAUGUCUACAUUGUUUUCUUUUUACUGGUCAUCGUCGUUAUCUUCACCACGUGCUGGGCCCCACUCAUGAUUGUCAUUUUUGCACAUGCUGCAUCUUUAAUGGAAGCAUCAGAUAAAGAAGGUCGCCAGUUAGAACUUCUUGCUUUAAGAUUCGCAGUGACCAAUUCUAUUAUAGAUCCUUGGAUAUAUAUUUUACUAAGAAAAGAGACUCUUGUUGGGCUAAGAAAACUUAAACGAGCGAUGCUAAACAGAUUAAAGGUUGUCAACGAUUCUAUCCAUGAUAACAAUAUUAGUAGAAAUUCAUGGAGAGAACGCUGUCCGUAUCCAGUAAAAGUAACGCAAAGUGGGUCAAGGACAAAUACAGAGAGCAGGAGAACAGAAGAAUCUAGUGUAAAGCCAAAUUCUUUGGAGGAAGCUAAAGUAUUUACAAUUACGAAGGGUACCUGUCUCAACCAUUCUCUUUAACAAGAUACAAUUCAUUCUCUACCAAUUAGAUUUGCAUAGUAGAAGAUUAAACAACAGCGCUUACUGGAAAAGAAGUAUGAUGUGUUUUUUUUA